Solanum dulcamara is the source of this 1224-nucleotide messenger RNA. RefSeq names its product 14-3-3 protein 9-like. Bases 90 to 890 code for a protein of 266 amino acids. NCBI's taxonomy places the organism in Eukaryota, Viridiplantae, Streptophyta, Magnoliopsida, Solanales, Solanaceae. The record is from RefSeq and is a predicted model, not a curated record. Gene Ontology annotation, biological process: signal transduction. The transcript has 7 exons. Gene Ontology annotation, cellular component: cytoplasm.
UUUCAAAAAAAAAAAAAGGGAAAGUGAAAGAAGAAUUUCUUCAACUUUUAGCUCACUGAAGAAGAUAAUCUUCGUCGGAGAAAUCGGACAUGGCGGCGGCGGCGGCGGUUCCAUCCAAAGAACGUGAGAACUUCGUGUACCUCGCUAAGCUCGCCGAGCAAGCCGAACGAUACGAUGAGAUGGUCGAUGCAAUGAAGAAGGUUGCGAAUAUGGACGUUGAAUUGACUGUGGAGGAGAGGAAUUUGCUUUCUGUUGGUUAUAAGAACGUCGUAGGUGCGAGGAGAGCAUCAUGGCGCAUCUUGUCCUCUAUUGAACAGAAGGAGGAAUCAAGAGGAAACAAGCAGAAUGCAAAACGGAUCAAGGAGUACCAGCAUAAGGUUGAGAUGGAGCUCACUGAUAUUUGCAGUGAUAUCAUGACUGUGAUCGAUGAGCAUCUUAUUCCCUCAUGCCCUGCUGGUGAAUCUUCUGUAUUCUACUAUAAGAUGAAAGGGGAUUAUUAUCGCUAUCUUGCAGAGUUCAAAAGCGGUGAUGAUAAGAAAGAGGUUUCUGAGCUUUCAUUGACGGCAUAUCAGUCAGCCACAACUACCGCUGAGGCUGAAUUACCACCUACUCACCCCAUUAGGUUGGGUUUGGCUUUGAAUUUCUCUGUUUUCUACUAUGAGAUCCUGAACUCUCCUGAAAGGGCAUGCCACCUUGCAAAGCAGGCUUUUGAUGAAGCAAUAUCAGAGUUAGACACCCUCAAUGAGGAGUCCUACAAAGAUAGCACCUUGAUUAUGCAGCUUCUAAGGGACAAUCUCACCUUGUGGACUUCUGAUAUUCCAGAGGAUCCAGAAGAUGCACAAAAGGGAGAUGCAACCACAAGCAAAGCAGGAGCUGAGGGUGCCGAGUGAGGGGUGAAACAAUUAGAAUGUACUAUGUGUAUUUGGACAUGGGAGUAUGAUGAUACACCGAGGGUGCUCGUUCAUUAGGGGUCCUAAUAAGAUGCUUGUUUUAUAGGCGUGUCUUGUUGUAAUUUGUUUGAUCGUCAGUUGUGUAUGUCUGCAUAUGGUUUGAUUUUACAUCCCAGUGCUAUUUCCCUCCCUAAUAGAGUGAGUUGUUGUUCAGUGUUUUUUAGUUGAUUGGUCUGGUUUUUAGGCAGCUUAGUUUUCAGAUAGCUGCCACAAUCAAAUGGAGGAUAUUGGUUUGUUUUGUCUUCUCAACCUCUAUGAUAUAAAUUUUAGCAUA